This is a messenger RNA of Vitis vinifera (wine grape), 849 nucleotides long. RefSeq names its product protein RALF-like 19. Lineage: Eukaryota; Viridiplantae; Streptophyta; Magnoliopsida; Vitales; Vitaceae. The coding region runs from base 98 to 484 and encodes 128 amino acids. The transcript has a single exon. The record is from RefSeq and is a predicted model, not a curated record.
UUCUCCAUUAGCAGGAAGGAAGGGUAGAGAAUAAGCGUCAACAGAAGCAAUUAAGCCUCUGUCUCCCUUCCGACUUAUUGCUUUCUUGGAACCCCAAAUGGGUCUCCGACUUGGGUUCAUCUUCCUCCUCCUGGGCUUUGCCCUGGUGGUGGAGUCAUUUUCCUUUGCAGAUGAUAGUUGGGAUGAUAGCCAAAUCCAGUUGGUUGAUGGCACCCAAGUGAAUGCCACCGAUGGCUUCGCUCCCUGCGACGGUGCAGUCGGUGAUUGUAUCAAUGAAGACGACGAGAUGAUGAUGGAUUCGGAGACUAACCGACGAUCACUGGCCCAACGCAGAAGGUACAUCAGCUAUGGAGCCCUGAGGAGGAACCAAGUACCAUGCAACCGUCGUGGCCGCUCAUACUACAACUGUAGGAGAGGUGGAAGGGCUAAUCCUUACAGACGUGGUUGCAGUGUCAUCACAAAGUGUCACAGGUUCACAGACUGAAGAAAUUAAUAAGUCCACAGAAGAAGAGAGGCCAAAAAAAAAAAAAAGAAAAUAGAAGAAGAAGAAGAACCAGAUAAUGUCCAUUAUUGAUCAGUAUGUAUGAAUCUUUUCAAUCUCACUCCUUUUAAUCUUACAUGAUGUGGUGUUUUCUCCCCAACAUUAUUCCCAUUAUAAUAUGUAUUAUUUUAUGAGAAAAAAAAAAAAAAAUCUCAGCAGAUAGCUAGGGUUUCUAUGGUUGCUUGCUUGCAUGCAUGCAUGCAUGAACCUCCCCUAUGUCUUCUUCCUCCUCCCAUCUACUUCUCUGCUACUGGGUGUAAUAAUUUGAAAGAGUACAAUUAAUAAGGGAACAAGAAUCCCAUAAAGCA